This is a messenger RNA of Lentinula edodes (shiitake mushroom), 1668 nucleotides long. RefSeq lists its product as uncharacterized. Gene Ontology annotation, molecular function: snoRNA binding. The record is from RefSeq and is a predicted model, not a curated record. Gene Ontology annotation, cellular component: box C/D methylation guide snoRNP complex; small-subunit processome. The transcript has 5 exons. Bases 1 to 1668 code for a protein of 555 amino acids. Lineage: Eukaryota; Fungi; Basidiomycota; Agaricomycetes; Agaricales; Omphalotaceae.
AUGUCUAUAACUCACGCUCUCUUCGAGUCCUCCUCGGGCUAUGCCUUGUUUGAUGUCAAGCUCACCGAGGAUAUUGUCUCUCACUCGCAAGCCGCUCAAGACAGUAUCAAAGAUCUUGGGAAGUUUGGAAAAAUGGUUGAGCUUAGAAGCUUUGUUCCAUUCAAAAGUGCAGCACAUGCACUAGAAAAUAUUAAUGAUGUUUCCGAGGGACUUGUGCACGACCACUUGAAAUCUCUUAUUGAACUCAACCUAUCGAAAUCCUCUUCCAAAAAGGCACCGAUAACACUCGCAGUAUCCGAAUCCACACUUGCAGGGAAUAUUCGUGAAGCCACCGGUGUGCAGUGCGACGCUUCAGAAAAAGCCCAAGAUAUCAUUCGCGGGAUACGUCUCCAUGCACAAAAACUGCUUUCUUCACUUGGUGAGGACGAUUUGACCAAAGCACAGCUUGGUUUAGGACAUUCUUACUCGAGAUCCAAACUGAAGUUCAACGUCAAUCGUAUGGAUAACAUGAUUAUCCAAGCCAUUGCCCUCCUAGAUCAGUUGGACAAGGACGUCAACCUUUUUUCUAUGCGCGUCCGUGAAUGGUAUGGUUAUCACUUCCCCGAGUUGGUCAAACUUGUUCCAGACAACUACACCUACGCGCGCGUCAUAUUCUUCCUAGGGGACAAAGACACUUUCACCGAAGACAAGCUUUCUGGCCUCGAGGAACUUCUUGAAGAGGCCCAGUCUGCCGCGAAAUCAUCCGGAGAAACCAUAACUGGUUUAGAAUCGACGUCGACAACAGCUUCGAACAUCCUCUCAGCAGCCCGAAAUUCAAUGGGUUCUUCGCUUUCUCCGGUUGACAUGCUCAAUAUCUCUGCGUUUGCGCAGCGAGUUGUCUCACUAUCCCAGUAUAGGAGAUCAUUGGUAGCAUAUUUGGCUACUAAGAUGAACGACGUAGCCCCAAGUUUGACAGCCUUAUUAGGCGAACGAGUUGGUGCAAGACUCAUCAGCCACGCAGGAAGCUUGACAAAUCUCAGCAAGUACCCCGCAAGUACUGUGCAGAUUCUUGGAGCAGAGAAGGCGUUGUUUAGGGCACUGAAAACAAAAGGGAAUACCCCGAAGUAUGGUUUGCUAUACCAUUCAACCUUCAUUGGCCGGGCUCAACCUAAACAUAAAGGAAGAAUCUCACGUUUUCUCGCCAACAAGUGUUCAAUUGCAAGUAGAAUCGACUGCUAUUCUGAAAACCCGUCUGCCAAAUUCGGGGAAGCGUUACGGGCUCAAGUCGAAGAACGCCUCAACUUUUUUGAAACGGGCGCACCCCCUUCCAAAAAUGCCGAUGCUAUGCGAAAAGUGCUGGAAGAUCUAUCCCUAGAGGAUGAUGCCGACGUCGAUAUGGAUAAUGCUGAACCUGCUCUUACCACGCUGGAAGCCUCACCGAAAAAGAAAUCGAAGAAGGAAAAGGAGUCCAAGAAGAAGCGUAAAUUGGAUGCCAUAGAUGUGGACAGGGACGACGAUGGAAGUGAUGAGGAAGUCGUGGUGAAAAAAGUCAAACUGUCGAAGGAUGAAAAGAAGGCUUUAAAGAAGGAGAAAAAGGCUAAGGCAAAAGCUGAGGUCAAUGAACAGGUCAAAGAGGUCGACAAAAAGAGUAAGGAGAAGAAAAGAAAGCACGAAAAGAGCAAAGAUUAG